Messenger RNA from Pocillopora damicornis (cauliflower coral), 1743 nucleotides. RefSeq names its product hydroxyacid-oxoacid transhydrogenase, mitochondrial. Gene Ontology annotation, cellular component: mitochondrion. Gene Ontology annotation, molecular function: metal ion binding; alcohol dehydrogenase (NAD+) activity. The record is from RefSeq and is a predicted model, not a curated record. NCBI's taxonomy places the organism in Eukaryota, Metazoa, Cnidaria, Anthozoa, Scleractinia, Pocilloporidae.
UUUACAACGCUUGGAAGAACAUCAACAAAGCAUUCCGCAAUGGCUUCGAUGAACCUUCGUGAGCAAGCGUUACGUUUGAUGAGGCUUGUUGCGACAGCAUCAUGCAGAUGCCCUGCUCACUCUCAAAACUUCUCACCAGUACCAAGACUAUCAUCUGCGGCAAAAGAUCAUGUGGAGCCGGAAUGUGCUUUUGAGGUGGCAAAUUCUAGCAUUAGGUAUGGAGAAGGAGUGACUAGGGAAGUUGGCAUGGACUUUGAAAACCGCAGGUUGGAGAAAGUUUGUGUGAUCACAGAUCAAAAGCUGGUGACUCUGCCUCCUGUCAAGGAAGCCAUUGAAUCCCUCGAAACCAACAAAAUCAAAUAUGAACUUUUCGACAAAGUUAGAAUUGAGCCAACUGACUCCAGUUUCAAGGCUGCCAUUGACUUUGCCAAGCAGGGUAAUUUCGAUUCUUUCCUGGCCAUCGGUGGCGGCUCUGUGAUUGACACUGCCAAAGCAGCCAACCUUUAUCUCUGCCAUCCAGAGAAUGAUUUCCUGGAUUUUGUAAAUGCACCUGUUGGUAAAGGAAUGCCUAUUGACAAGCCUUUAAAACCACUUAUAGCAAUCCCAACUACUGCUGGAACAGGUAGUGAAACGACAGGAGUGGCUAUUUUUGACUACGAGCCCAUGAAUGCAAAAACAGGUAUUGCAAACAGAGCCAUACGUCCAACGCUAGGCAUUGUGGAUCCACUACAUACCCUGCACAUGUCUGAGAGGUUAACAGCUAACAGUGGCUAUGACGUAUUGUGUCAUGCUAUCGAGUCAUACACAGCCAUACCUUAUCAGAAGAGAGGACCACGCCCUCUAAACCCCAACAUGCGGCCAGCGUACCAGGGCAGUAACCCUGUCAGUGAUGUUUGGUCCAAACACGCUCUCGGUAUUGUCGCUAAAUAUUUGAAAAGAUCAAUUAAGGACGCGAGUGACCUGGAAGCACGAUCCAAUAUGCACUUGGCAAGUGUUUACGCUGGUGUCGGAUUUGGAAAUGCUGGUGUCCAUCUUUGUCAUGGAAUGUCAUAUCCUAUAUCCGGCCUCGUCAAGUCUUACAAAGCCAAAGAUUAUGGGGUCGAUCAUCCUCUUGUGCCUCAUGGUUUGUCCGUAAUAAUGACGUCACCAGCAGUGUUCCGCUUCACUGCACCCUCUUGUCCCGAGAGACAUUUGGAGGCUGCGCAGAUUCUCGGCGCAGACAUAUCUAACGCAAAGCUAGCAGACGCCGGUUUACUUCUCUCUGACACGCUCCGUGAUUUCAUGUACAGCACAGGGGUAGAUAACGGGCUUGCAGCCCUCGGGUAUAAUUCUGAAGAUAUUCCAGCGCUUGUCAAGGGAACAUUGCCUCAGCAUCGAGUGACAAAACUUGCCCCUGCCGGGGCCCCAGGGGAAGAGGACUUGGCAAGACUUUUCGAGGACUCAAUGACCUUGUAUUGAUCAGAUCACUUUGUGUCAAGAUUGGGGACUGAAGUUCGGAAAGCCUGGGGUCGAGUUUUGCCUUGAUCUAUCAGUAUGAAAGGAUAACCAAUACUUCCCGGUGGAAAAGAUAUACAGUGCAAUAGGUAGCUGUCGGAAGUUGAUUCAAAUGUUGGCGAGGAAUUCUUACUCGAAUCUGAGGCAGUUACAUGUACCCACAGCGGUUUUUCUUGUCUCCCACGGACUGAUUUUCUAAUUCAGUCAGUUAAUCAGCCAAAUCACUCAAUAAAUCAAUCGACUGAUUUA